Meriones unguiculatus (Mongolian gerbil) is the source of this 6637-nucleotide messenger RNA. RefSeq names its product phospholipase B1 (gene Plb1). Bases 276 to 4658 code for a protein of 1460 amino acids. Gene Ontology annotation, cellular component: brush border membrane. Gene Ontology annotation, biological process: phospholipid metabolic process. Gene Ontology annotation, molecular function: retinyl-palmitate esterase activity; A2-type glycerophospholipase activity; phosphatidylcholine lysophospholipase A1 activity. The record is from RefSeq and is a predicted model, not a curated record. Lineage: Eukaryota; Metazoa; Chordata; Mammalia; Rodentia; Muridae. The transcript has 60 exons.
CAGGACCUCAGAGAGAAACCAGCAGUGCCCACCACCUACGAGAGGAACGAGUAGGAAGAGGAAGAGAGGCACACAAGUGUGGUCAAGAUUCAACAAACUAAUGACCUUCAAGAACCUCUGAUGGAGUGGUGAGAACAGAAGCCACAUUGAAGAACAGGGACAGGUAUACUAUCAGAUCCCAGAGGAGCAUAAAAGCAGGAGCGAGAGUGUUAAUUCAUCCAUCUGUGGAAAGAAGCCUUUUACUCAGAGGCCCCAGACACCUGUGACAUCGAGACAUGGAGCCUUGGCCAGGCGUUUCCCUUGUGGGGCUGCUGCUGCUGCUGGGACAAGGGCCCUCCCAAACCCAUAGCUCUUCUGGAGAGAGUACAGUGGCACGGCAGACCCAGCAAGUGUUGCAGACCCUGAAGAGUUUUCCAUUCCCUUGCAAGCCAAAGAAGUUAGGAUGGAGUGUGCCUUCUAAGUCAGUCCAUUCUCUGAGACCCUCAGACAUUAAACAUGUGGCAGCCAUUGGCAACCUGGAGACUUUUCCAGGCUCUGGCAUGGUUGACGUGGAGAAGCUUCAAAGCAUCGAGAAUGAACCACAGCAUGUGUGCAUGGGAGUCAUGACAGUCCUUUCAGAUAUCAUCAGACAUUACAACCCUUCUGUUCUGAUGCCCACGUGCUCUCCUGGGAGGAGUGGUGCGGCCCACAGCACCGAUGAAGACUUGUGGAUUCAGGCUAAGGAGCUGGUGAGAAGCUUAAAAGAGAACCCGCAACUUGACUAUGAGAAUGACUGGAAACUCAUCACUAUGUUCUUCAGUAACCCAAGCCAGUGUCACCUGUGUCCCUCUGAUGAGCAGAAAAGGCAGUUGAUGAGGCACAUGGAAAAGCUGAGUGGGAUCCUGGAUUACCUGCACCAGGAGGUCCCCAGAGCAUUUGUGAAUGUGGUAGAUCUCUCUGAGGUUUUGACCAUGGCUCAUCAGCACCAAGAGACUGGGUUAAGCCCUGCACCACAGCUUUGCAAUUGUUCAGAGGAUUCAACGAAGCUGUCCAAGGCCAUCAUGCAGUGGUCCUAUCAGGACUCCUGGGAAAAUCUCCUGGCCUCUAGUAAGUUCAACAAGCAUGAGUCCUUUGCGGUGGUUUUCCAGCCUUUCUUCUAUGAGAUAGAAUCAGCCUCGGAGAAGUCCUCACCCCAGGAUCCCACCACACUUGCCCUCAGGCUCUGGAACAGCAUGAUAGAACCAGUGGGUCGCAAGGAUGAGCCACUCGAUGGGACAGAGCAGAAGACGAUGAAAUGUCCGUCUCAGGAGAGCCCCUAUCUGUUUACCUAUAGAAACAGCAACUACCAGGCCAAACGGCUGAAACCCAUAGGAAAGCUUCAGGUGAGAGAAGGAACAGUAUUCAGCUGUUCUGACAAGGACCCCUCGGACACAGUCCCCACAACAGUUCACAGGCUGAGGCCAGCUGACAUCAAGGUAAUUGGAGCGCUAGGAGACUCUAUCACGGCGGGUAAUGGAGCUGGGUCCAGGCCUGGGGACGUCUUGGAUGUCUUAACUCAAUACCGAGGCCUGUCCUGGAGCGUGGGCGGAGAUGAGGACAUCAGAACCGUGACCACCCUGUCCAACAUUCUCCGGGAAUUCAACCCCUCUUUGAAGGGCUUCUCUGUUGGCACCGGGAAAGAAAACACGGUCAAAGCAUCCUUCAACCAAGCUGUAGCAGGAGCCAAAUCUGACGGCCUAGCUGCCCAGGCCCAGAAGCUGGUGAGCCUGAUGAAGGCGGACAAGACGAUAAACUUUCAGGAGGACUGGAAGAUAAUCACUGUGUUUAUAGGAGGCAAUGACCUCUGCAGUUCCUGCAAUAACCGGGUUUACUUUUCUCCCCAAAACUUCACCGAGAACAUCAAGAAGGCCCUGGACAUUCUCCAUGCCGAGCUUCCCCGGACCUUUGUGAACAUGGUGGAAAUGAUUGAGAUCAUCGCCCUGAGGGAACUGUACAAAGAAACUCAAGUCAGCUGCCCACGGCUGAUCCUCAGGAACCUGUGUCCUUGUGUCCUGAAGUUUGAUGAUAACUCAGCAGAAUUUGCCGCCCUUGUUGAAAGGAACAGACAGUAUCAGAAAGAAACUGAAAAACUGAUCGAGAGCAGGAGAUACGACACCAGGGAUGAUUUCACUGUGGUUCUCCAGCCAUUCUUUGAAAAUGUGGCCAUGCCACGGACCCCGGAGGGCUUGCCUGACAGCUCUUUCUUUGCCCCUGACUGUUUCCACUUUAACGUCAAGGCUCAUGCCCGCUCAGCCAUUGCCCUCUGGAAAAACAUGCUGGAACCUGUUGGCCACAAGACAAGACAACAAAAUUUUGAAGACAAGGCCCCUAUCGUGUGUCCAAACCAGACCUUGCCAUUUCUGAGCACGUACAAGAACAGCAACCAGGGUUAUGGAACCUUGAUGCUAUGCAAGGACAAAGCGCCUUCUGCCUCGCCACCAACCUCAGUGCAUGCUCUGAGACCCGCAGAUAUCCAAGUGGUGGCAGCUCUGGGAGACUCUCUGACUGCUGGCAAUGGAAUCAGCUCCCAAGAAGGUGACCUCUCUGAUGUCGCCACACAGUAUCGAGGACUGUCAUAUAGUGCUGGUGGGGACGAGUCCCUGGAGAACGUGACCACCUUGCCCAAUAUCCUACGGGAAUUUAAUGGAAACCUCACAGGCUAUGCAGUAGGCACCGGUGACAUCAAUUCUACAAACGCAUUCCUUAACCAGGCUGUCCCUAGGGCAAAAGCUGAGAACCUUGCAAGCCAAGUCCAGACUCUGGUUCAGAGGAUGAAGAGUGACCACAGAGUGAACUUCCGCCAAGACUGGAAGGUCAUCACGGUGAUGAUUGGGGCCAGUGACUUGUGUGACUUCUGCACGGAUUCGAAUCUGUACUCUGCAGCCAAUUUUUUCGACCAUCUUCGCAAUGCCUUGGACAUCCUGCACAGGGAGGUACCCAGAGCCCUGGUCAAUCUUGUGGACUUCAUGAACCCCGGUAUCAUACGACAAGUGUUCCUGAAGAACCCAGACAAAUGCCCAGUUCACCAGGCCAGUGUCCUGUGCAACUGUGUUUUGACCCCAGGGAAGAAUUCCCCUGAGCUGGCCAGGUUGGAGGCCUUUGCUCAAUCCUACCAGAGUAGCAUGCUCCAGCUGGUUGAAUCAGGCCGCUAUGACACUCGGGAGGACUUCUCUGUGGUACUGCAGCCCUUUUUCCUCAACACCAGGCUCCCUGUUCUAGAGGAUGGGCAACCAGAUACAUCCUUCUUUGCCCCAGACUGCAUCCUCCCAAACCAGAAGUUCCACUCUCAACUCUCAAGAGCCCUUUGGGUCAACAUGCUUGAGCCUCUGGGAAAGAAAACGGAUACUUUGGACCUGAAAGCAUUCAUAGCCAUGGCCUGCCCAACCCAGGACGAGCCCUUCCUGAGAACCUUCCGGAACAGUAACUACACGUACCCUACCAAGCCAGCCAUUGAGAACUGGGGCAGUGACUUUCUGUGCACAGAGCAGAGUCCUUCCAGCAGUGUGCCCACCUCAGCCCACAAGCUCCGGCCAGCAGACAUCAAGGUGGUGGCAGCACUGGGUGACGCUCUCACUAUAGCCACGGGAGCUCGACCAAGUGAGACCAACAACCAGAACACCCCCUGGAGGGGCCUAUCUUGGAGCAUUGGAGGAGAUGGGACGUUGGACACCCAUACCACACUUCCCAACAUACUGAAGAAGUUCAACCCUUCCAUCCUUGGAUUCUCUACUGGUACCUUGGAGUUGACAGCAGGAUUAAACAUGGCAGAAGAAGGAGCCAGAGCUCAGGACAUGCCUGCCCAGGCUCGGGCCCUGGUGGAGAGAAUGAGAAGCACACCUACAAUCAACUUGGAGGAAGACUGGAAGCUGGUGACGCUCUUCAUUGGAAGCAACGACCUGUGUCAUUACUGUGAGAAUCCGGAGAACUACUCAACCGAGGAAUAUGUCAAGCAUGUCCAGCGCGCUUUGGAUAUCCUCUAUGAGGAGCUUCCGAGGGUUUUCAUCAAUGUGGUGGAGGUCAUGGAGCUGGCUGGCCUGUACCAGGGCGAAGGCAGGAAAUGUGCCAUGCCACUGGCAGUUCAGAACAACUGCAGUUGCUUGAAACACUUUCAAAGCCCCACGGUGAUGCAGAAGCUAAAGAAGGUGAACUGGGACCUCCAGAGCGGCCUCUCCGCGCUCUCCUACCAGCACCAGUACGUGCAGCGCGAGGACUUCGCAGUUGUUGCGCAGCCUUUCUUCCGGAAUACCCUUGUCCCACUGAAUGAGCGUGGGGGCAUGGACCUCACCUUCUUCUCCGAAGACUGUCUCCACUUCUCAGAACGUGGCCAUGCUGCGAUGGCCAUUGUCCUCUGGAACAACAUGCUGGAACCAGUGGGCCGGAAGACGACCUCCAACAACUUCACGUACAGCCGAACCAAACUCAAGUGUCCCUCACCUGAAAGCCCUUUCCUCUACACCCUUCGGAACAGUCAGCUUCUCCCAGACCAGGCUGAGGAAACCUCCAAGGUGCUAUACUGGCCAGUUGUAGUGGCGGCAAUAGGCGGCCUGGUAGUUGGCAUCCUUGGAGUGAUGCUGUGGAGAACCAUGAGACACUCCAGAAAAGGGGAUCUCCCUGCAAAUACGAACACUGCUGCCUUCUAGGACCCUGAGCGACCUUCAUCCACAUUCCCAGCACCACUCUUCACCCAGCCUUCAGCUGCACCAGCCCUGGACACUAAGGCCAGCCUUGCUUCCGUACCUAGAGCCCUCAGAAGCCAGAGCAACCGCCACAGCUCUUGGGAACUGGGCCGCUUCCAGGUUUAUACAAGGCCAGGGCCUUUACUGAGAGACUGUUUUAUUCUUAGCUUAGCCUGCUCCUUGUCCUCACCCUCUAUCUGAUGCGUAUACAGGUGUGGUAGCCAGAGGAUCUUGGGUCCUAUACCAGGCAGGGUUGCCUGGGGGAUAAGACCAGAGUCCAGACUGGUGCUGUCCAGCUCCAUCACAGCCCUAUGACAAGCCUCUCUUCAUUCUCCAGCCCCACAGCUUCAAAAGAAAAGAACACUGGUUGCUUGAUGGUGGCUGGAGUCUGGGGCUGACUGGCCACUAUUGUGUCUCACCCAACACACAGGUGUGCAUUCAACACCUGUUUUGCUUCAUGCCCAGGACAAUGGGAGCAUUGUGGUGGGUCCUAGGCUAUACAUGUCACAGCCGGGCUGGGAAGACAAACUCCUUCCAAAGAAGAAGAGGCUCUAUGAUAACGUGGUUGAUACUGGUACAUGUGUCUGAUUGCUCAGGGAGUUUUCCCUCGAAGAAGAGUGUGCCAUUUUGGAAGAAAAAUAUGUUGGGAUAUGAAUUAUGUCAUGUCCUCUCUGCAUGGUUUUCAGAUAGCACUAAUUUUAGAUGACUACUAGUUCUAUGUCAGCUAAUAUCUGAGAGAAACCUGGAUUAAAUCUGAAAAUACAAAUCAUUGGUCAGGGGCAAGGCCAGAGCUGUGUGUCUCAUACGAGUUCUCCCUCUUAUUCUGUACAAAACCCCAGAGAGGGCACUUUGAAAAUGGUGGUGGUGAUCAUCAACACUGCGUGUGUACUAAACGCUGAUGAGUUCUUUCUAAAAACGCGUGUGCCGUGAGAAUUUCGCCUCAAGGGAAACCAACAAGAAUCUAGGAGGUCAGCGUGCUCACUUUCAUAUUCAGCAUCUCUAUGCGACCAAAACAUGGGGUGACAAUACAAGUUAGAACCCCCAGCAUACAAACCACAUUUUCCAGCUCAGCUUCUCAAUAUAAUUGGAUUGCAAGCACACAUGUUGCUUGGCUUACAGCACUUUUGAGAAGCAGGUUCUACAAAGCUACUUUGAUAUCCUAGAACACUGCACAAAUGAAAACAUGUUGUCAUUUUUAGUAAAGGAUUGAGGCAAAGCCCAUAUUGCUGUAUAAGAGGCCCAGAGAUGGGCCCAUGAUACUGGGCAGUAAUCUCAGGGAUGAAGACUGCCUGCUUUCCCCUCCUGGAAGCUCAUCGCCUCCUUUUGGAAAGACCGAUAAGAAGGGUCACACUCAGUUUCUGUUUCUCAGUUUCUUCUUUUUUCACUAUGAAAAGCAUACCAUCCCCUGUUCAUUCUGUGAACUAGACAGUGCUGUGACUGAGUCAGCACAUCCCCCAGGUCCUUGUAGUUUGAGAUAACUUCACAACAAAGACAGCCUAUUAAAUCUAAGAAUUCCAGGCCGUGUGCCAUCCUUUUCUUUUUUCCAGCCUCCAUUCCUCUUUCAGUCCCAACUCUAGAGAACACCUGACUCAAAAGCCUGACACAUUCAGCACCAACAUGGCAGUUCAAGUGGAAAACUCCACGCCUGACCCCAUAUGAUGGGUUCCAAUGAAAACAUGGGUCUGUUGAAACAGUGUGGCGUAAUCUGCAGACUAUCCGUACUUGUUCGUCCACCUGAAACAAAAGUGGCUCUCAUCUUUAGAUUUGGGUUCCUCAGGGCAUCUCAACUACAUGUAUACAAAUACUCAAAAAUGAAAGAAUCUGAAACAUUCAGAUCCUAUGUGUUUUGGAUGAGGGACAUGGGACCUGUAUGCACCGAAGGUGUGCCAUGUCCUUUUAGGUAAACAGCCCAGUUAGGACUAUGCCCAAAGCCACACCAUGAA